CGCUGGGUCUUCCCUCUGGCACUCUUGUCAGAGCCUGACCUCUGAGCUUUGGCAUCUGGUGCCUUAUUUUUGUGGUUAAGGAUUCUCAGUGUUGUGGAAUGCUGACAAAGUCUGGCCCAAAAGUUCUGGCUCUAUUUCCACCACAAGCUUCAGCAUGGCUGUAUCUCUCACUACUCCCUCUGGUCUGAGAACAGACAUGAAUAUCUUGGAAACCAACAGGUACUUGCGCUCCCAGCUGGAAAAAAGCAAACAGGACUUCAGAGACCUCACAGAGAAAUUCCUCGCCUCUCAAGCUACUGCUUACUCCCUGGCCAACCAGCUGCAGAAAUACAAAUGUGAAGAGUACAAAGACCUCAUUGAAUCCGUGCUGGAGGAGGAAGUGCUGUUUCAGGAUGGAGAGCUGGCAGAGAAGAUGAGCCUGGCUGCAAGGCUUGGGGAAUAUGAUCCCCUAAUUCAAGCUCAGGCCAGAGAACUGACCCACUUACGACAAAAGAUACAGGAAGGGGAAAGUGUGUGUUAUCUUUUCACACAGCAUAUAAAGAAUACAGCCAAGUCUUUUGAGAUUCUCCUCAGGAGCAGUGACCUUACCUACCACCAGGGACAGAAAUUCUGUGAGCUAUUGGCUCAAGGAAGUCACCUGGCAGAAAGACUUGCCAGCAAACUCACCAUUGAAAAUCAUGAUGAUAGGAAGGUUGACCAUGGACAGGAGCCACUGGCACCCAGAUCAGGACCAGCUGUGAGGCUAUGGUUCCCGGUUGCCUUAGUUUGA
This is a messenger RNA of Sus scrofa (pig), 769 nucleotides long. NCBI's taxonomy places the organism in Eukaryota, Metazoa, Chordata, Mammalia, Artiodactyla, Suidae. The record is from RefSeq and is a predicted model, not a curated record.